AUGGAGAUAUGUCUGCUACUGAUUCAAAUAACAAUUUCAGGUGUGUUUGCUGACAGCAUCAGACCAGAUAAGGAUACUGAUAUGAUCAGGAGAGAAGGAGAGUCUGUGACACUGAGCUGCACAUAUGAUACAAGCAGCAGUUCUGUUUAUCUUUACUGGUACAGACAGUAUCCCAACACAGAACCUCAGUAUUUACUGUGGAAAGGUGCUCGAUCAUACGGAGGAGAGCAUAAAACAGAUCAACGAUUUCGGCCAGCUACAUCCCAAACAUCUACUGAACUCACUAUUGACAGUGUAACUCUGUCAGAUUCAGCUCUCUAUUAUUGUGCUCUAAGAGAUGUCAAUCAGAUGACACAGUUGAUCAGCCACUUCAUGUUAGUGAACUUGAGGGAGAAUCAGAAUUCAUAUGGAGGAGGAAUUAAUGGAACAGAGUUCCAGGAGAGAUUUUACUCUGAGCUAGUGAAGUUUGUGGACGACACUACAGUCAUCGGCCUCAUCAAGGAUGGAGACAAGUCUGCUUACAGACAGGAGGUUAAAGAGCUGGCUGUCAGGUGCAGUCACAAUAACCUGGAGCUCAACACGUUCAAAACAAUGGAGAUGAUUGUGUGCUGUCUGAGCAUUGGACCAAGUGAAAAGGAUACGGAUAUGAUCAGGCAAGAAGGAGGAUAG
This is a messenger RNA of Sinocyclocheilus anshuiensis, 669 nucleotides long. RefSeq lists its product as uncharacterized. The transcript has 6 exons. The coding region runs from base 1 to 669 and encodes 222 amino acids. The record is from RefSeq and is a predicted model, not a curated record. Lineage: Eukaryota; Metazoa; Chordata; Actinopteri; Cypriniformes; Cyprinidae.